UUUACUCUCUCUUUUGUGAUGAGCGACAAUUCCCACAAGUUGCCUGCUUAUGUUUAUGCCAUAGCAGGCGCAAGUGGUGGUUUAAGUAAUGUUUUAUUGUUACAUCCGAUGGACACUUUGAGGACUCGUUUCCAAGCUCGUAGUUUCUCAUUACCUGGUUCUUAUUAUACGAAUCUUAUUCAAGCUUCCUAUUCCAUCAUAAGGCAAGAAGGAUUCUGGGCUUUAUACAAAGGAAUGGGACCAGCACUUGUAGGUUCUAUGAUUUCUUGGUCACUUUAUUUUCAAAGUUAUCAUCUAUUCAAAUCGAGAUUGUCGAGUUGGGGUGAAACAGUUCCAACUCAUUUAACAGCGAGUACUUGUGCAGGAAUAGUCACUAGUUUAGUUACCAAUCCUUUUUGGUUGGUGAAGACAAGAUUGCAGUUACAGAUAGGUCAAGUGAAACAUAGGAAGAGUGUAUCGUCGAAUACUGUUCCAACUCACUAUCGUGGAAUGGUUCAUGGUUUGUUUUCGAUUGUCAGAGAAGAAGGCUUAGUUGGCUUAUAUCGGGGUAUUGGUCCUUCUCUGUUAUUGGUUUCUCACGGUGCUAUUCAAUUGACUAUUUAUGAAUAUUGCAAAACUUGGUUUUUAUAUAGAAAUGGUGACUGGAAGAGACAAAGAGACCGUACUCUACAUGUAACUGAGAGUCUGAUAGCUUCAACGGUUUCCAAAGUAAUGGCUUCGAUUACUACUUAUCCUUUACAAGUUAUUCGCACUAGAAUGCAAGAAACAAGUCUCAGGUUGUACUUUUUAGAAAGUUUUCGUUGUAUUGUUCAAAUGGAAGGUUUGAAAGCGUUGUAUAGAGGAUUGUUUGCUAAUCUACUACGAGUAACACCUUCAGCUGCUCUAACUUUUUUAACUUAUGAACAAGUCAUUCGAUUGUAUUCUGUUGUUUUCAUAUAAACUAGAAAUCCAUGUCUAUUGCUAAUGGAAAAGAAAAUGAUAGUUUUGGGG
Galdieria sulphuraria is the source of this 990-nucleotide messenger RNA. RefSeq names its product mitochondrial carrier. Gene Ontology annotation, molecular function: FAD transmembrane transporter activity; folic acid transmembrane transporter activity. The record is from RefSeq and is a predicted model, not a curated record. Gene Ontology annotation, biological process: folate import into mitochondrion; nucleotide transport. The coding region runs from base 19 to 939 and encodes 306 amino acids. Lineage: Eukaryota; Rhodophyta; Bangiophyceae; Galdieriales; Galdieriaceae. The transcript is spliced from 3 exons.